CAUGCACUUCGAGUUUUUUUUCUUUCAUGCGCUGCGACACACCGCUCCCUCCUUCACGUUUUCCUUCGCUUUUUUUUUCGUUUUAUUCUCUUACGCCGCCUACACGUGGACACAUGAUCAAAGCACGUUGGUUUCACCAAACUAUACUGCGCACUCUCAGCGCACUGCAUUUACAUCCUUCUUCUUUUUUUUUCUUGCUCGGGAUCAAUCCACUACUGGCCUUCUUGACACGAAGCCGCCGCCCUGUUGUGAGCCUCUCGUACAUCUAGGUGACGGGGUCGAACGUGUGUGUUUGUUUCGACCAUCGUCUCCGCCAUACACGGCACUCACCGUACUCAUUAUUAAACGCUCGCACCGCAGCAACACAACGUAUAAUCCAAUCCAACGCAUCUUCCAGCUUACAAGUGAAAUCUUCCCUAUCCAAUCCUCAUUUUGCGUUUUUUCUUUAUUUUGA
Leptomonas pyrrhocoris is the source of this 454-nucleotide messenger RNA. RefSeq lists its product as hypothetical. Bases 2 to 454 code for a protein of 150 amino acids. The transcript has a single exon. The record is from RefSeq and is a predicted model, not a curated record. NCBI's taxonomy places the organism in Eukaryota, Euglenozoa, Kinetoplastea, Trypanosomatida, Trypanosomatidae.